This is a messenger RNA of Aureococcus anophagefferens, 10905 nucleotides long. RefSeq lists its product as hypothetical. Gene Ontology annotation, biological process: transmembrane transport. Lineage: Eukaryota; Pelagophyceae; Pelagomonadales; Pelagomonadaceae. The transcript has 5 exons. The record is from RefSeq and is a predicted model, not a curated record. Bases 1 to 10905 code for a protein of 3634 amino acids. Gene Ontology annotation, molecular function: protein binding; transmembrane transporter activity.
AUGCGCUCGCUCCACGGCCUGCAGCCGACGCGCGGCGCGUGCGCGCGCACGUCGACGUUGCACGCCACGUCCAUCCGCGGCUCCAACGGCGCCAACGGGCCGUCGCACACGCCGAAGCAGGUCGCGAGCCAUCCGCGCAGCGCGCAGUUCACGCGCGCCAUCGUGCGCAGCGGCAAGCGCGGCGAGUGGCGCCGCGCCGUCGCGCUGCUCGACCAGCUCGAGCGGACGACGCCGCGGGAGCUCAUCUCGGAGCGCGCGUACGGCGCCACGCUCAUCGCCUGCGACCGCGCGGGCUGCGGCGACGGCCUCGGCGGCGCGCCGCGCUGGGCCGAGGCCACGGAGAUCCUGGGCCGCUUCGAGCCCGACGCGUUCUCCGUCGCCGUCGCCGUGCGCUGCGCGGGCCGCGCGGGCCGGCCCGACGACGCCGUCGCCAUCUUCCGGGCCCACGCCUUCGACGAGGACGCGCACGACGCGGCCGUGACCGCGCUGGCCCGCGCGGGCCGCUUCGACGAGGCCGCGGCCCUGUACGACGAGUCUCCCUGGCCGCCGAAGGUGUCCAUGCGGCGCCGGACGAAGUGGCUGCGCCGGUCGAAGGCGCGCCUGGAAGCGCUCGCGGCGUCGGCGACGUCGCCGCAGGCCGCCGAGGACCUCCUGGCGACGGCGUCCCUGGAACGGGCGCUCGGCGACGCGGCGACGAACGGGUCCAUGCCGAGCUUCGCCGACGAGCGCGCGCGGCGGGGCUACGAGCGCAUCCACUUCGUGUCGCGCACGACGAAGGUCGCCUCCGCGCUCUUCUGCGGCGAGGACGGCUGGCUGCGCGCCGCGGUGACGAAGCUGCUGGCGCUGCGCGCGACCUGCGCCGUCGUGAGCCUCGGCGGCGGCCCGGGCUACGACUUCGCGGCGGUGGCGACGCUCGCGGACUACGUCGCGGGCGACACCUUCGAGGCGGACCUCGUCGUGCCCGAGCGCCACCGGCGCCCCUCGGCGGCGAUCGACUGCACCGUGCUCGACUACGAAAAGGGCUGGGGCGCGUCGGUGGAACGCCUCGCGGAGGCCUUCGAGGGCUCGCGGCACGCCGUGUCCUUCGCGACGGCGGACAUCACGGUGUCGCUCGACGACGGCGCGAACGCGGCGUUCCGCGCGGACGCGGACCUCUUCGUCGCGUCCUACGUCGUCGCGGAGAACAAGAACGCGCUCCGCGCGCGCGACUGGGUCUUCUUCCGCGACGCGUUCGCGCGCGCGAAGCCGGGCGCGCUCUUCCUGUUCACGGAGACGACGCACCGGCUCUGGCCCGAGCUCGCGGCCGUCGCGACGGAGGUGCUCGGCGACUGCGACAUGUCGCUGCCGACGGACCUGCCGGGCCGGAGCGGGUCGACGCUCUUCGUCCGCAAGGGCUCGUCCGCGGCGCCCGACGAGGCCCACGCGGACAUGUUCGCGCGCUUCGCGGACGACAACGCGGCCCACGAGCGGCGCCUCCUGAAGCCCGCGGGCCCGGGCGGCGGCCGGAGCCAGGUUCGGCCCGUCGCGCUCGAUGGUAUGUUGUUGGGCCGCUGCCUCGCGGCCCUCGCGGUCGUCGCCGGCGAGCACUUCCAGGACAACUGGGUCAUGCACCGGGGCGGCGCGUCGCUGACGACGGAUCCGACCUACGCAGACCUCGCCGUGCGCAUCGACUUCUCGAGCCUCGGCGGGCCGGGGCAGCGGCUCCUGGGCGGCAUCUCCAUGGGCUCGACGAUCGCGCUCGAGUCCUUCGCGACGCAGUUCCUGCUGGACGUGUCCUUCGCGCUCGGCGUCGACACGGACCGCCUCUAUGUCCUCAACGUCACGGAAGGCGACGUCCACUUUGCGUGGGGCUGGACGACGACGAUCGUGCGCUUCCGCAUGCUCGAGGAGAUCAGCUCGACGGACGUGAGCGUCGCCGCCGCCGUGCGCGACUUCACGGACCAGACGCAGCACGCCGGCUCGAAGCUCCUCACGGGCAACGUCACGGGCGCGCUCGACCGCCACUGGGGCGCCGUCGCGCUCGACUGGGACAUGUCCCUCCGAUUGAUGUACAGCAUGGAGGUCGUGGGCCAGGACCUCAUCCACCAGGCCGGCGAGGGGCGCACGGACAUGCACGCCACGUCCGACGGCCACCGCGCCUGGGGCCACAAGACGCUGAACCAGGGCGCGACGCGGUGGUGCGAGGAGGAGGCGGCGCCGGAAUCCGCGUACUGCGAAUUCGAGCGCUACUUCGAGGAGGACAUCUCGCGGGCGUUGGGCGUCCACCGGGACCGCGUCGAGGUCUUAUUUAUCCGACCGGCGUCGCCGGACAGCGUCCUCGCGCACUUCCGGAUCUUCCCGACCACGGACACGGCUUCCGAGGGCAACGUCGUCGCCGCGGCCGUCGCGGACCUCGUGGACCAGGUCCAGGACGCGUCGUCGAGCCUCUUCGGCGGCAACGUCACCGUGCGCGUGGACCCGGCCUGGGGCGUGUCGGGCGUCGACGGCGCGCCGCGGACGACGUCGUCGGAGCACAUCCCCUACGCGGCGCGCGGCAACGAGUCGCUGCCCUUCCACGGCUACGCGGCCCACGCGCUGAGCCCGGGCUACGAGCGCUGCAAGGCGACGCAGCGCUGCGCCCGGGGCUACGAGCACUACGACGUCGCGGCCGCGGCCUACUACCACACGUCGCAGGUCUACGCGGGCGGCGCGCACGUACCCGCGGACCUGUUCGCGGGCUUCGAGAACUGGCGGUCCGGGUCCCACGGCUGGGCGCCGCGGGGGUCGUCCUGGAGCGGGCUCAACGGGUCCGUGCCCGGCGGCGAGGGCGUCGGCGCGCCGCGCGGCGCGCAUUUCGCACCGAUGCGCUUCGACCGCCUCGGGCCCCAGAUCCGCACGGUGGACGCCUGGGGCUGGUGCCACGAGCGCCAGCCCUGCGGGCCCUUCUGGAACGGCGGGCUCGUGCUCAACGAGCGGCAGCAGCACAAGGACGUCGUGCUGCAGGCCAUGCUCGUCGAGAACGUCGAGGACGACCUGCGGUGGAUCGAGUCCUGGGACGAGACGGCGUUGCUGGACGCCGACGGGGCGCGGGCGCGGGCGGACGUGCGGCGCCUCAUGGAUCACCGUGCGCGCGACGUCCGCGCGAAGCUCGAGGCCGAAAAGGUCGUGCUCGAGGACCUCGCGGCGUCGCAGUGCGAGAACGUGACGUCGUGCUCGCUGCUCUUCAACACGUCGUCCAUGGUCAUGACGGGCGCGUUGGAGGUCGUCGGCACCGUGGCAACCAUGCCCGGCGGCGAGGAGGUCGCCGUCUUCGCCUUCGACUCCAUCGAGCUCGGGCCCGAGGUCAACGUGACGCUCGUGGGCCAGCGGCCCCUCGCGCUCCUCUCGCGGUCGUCGGCGCGCAUCAACACGUCCUUCGUCGCGUCGCCGGGCACGCUCGGCGGCUUCCCCGGCGGCUACAGCGUCGGCCGGGACCCGGGCGACGUUUUAGAUGAUGACCCGCGCGACGUGCCGCUCGGCGACCCGGCGAUUUUGAGCGGGACGACGGCGUCGAACAACGUCAACGGCCCCGGCGCGCCGUCCGUGCGCGUCCACCUCCGGACCGUGACGACGCGCGCCAAGGACGUCGACGAGGUGCAGCGCGUGGCCAUCAGCUCCGACGACGGCGAGACGCUCGGCGGCCACUUCCGACUGACGUACGCGGGGCGGACGACUAGGAGCCUCCACCCGGGCGUCACCGCCGACGCGCUCCGCCGGGCGCUGGAGGAGGACCUGAACCGGGGCACGCGCCGCGGCCGCGGCGACUCCAAGGCCCGCGCGGGCAACGAGGUCGACGUCUACGCGCAUCUCCCGGGCGUCGGCCGCGUGACCGUGACCCACGCGCUCGGCGGCCCGCGGGGCGACGAGGACGACGCCUGGGUCGUGACCUUCACGUCGACGUCCGGCGCCAUGCCGCUCCUCGGCGUCGAGUCCCACCUCACGGGUUUGGGCGCGCGCGCGCGCGUGUCGCGCGUCCGCCGGGGCAACUCGCUCGGCGGCAACUUCACGCUGUCCUGGCGCGGCGCGACGACGCGGGGCCUCGCCCACGACGCCACGUCCACGGACGUCGCCGCGGCCCUCGUCGAGGACCUGCCGACCGUCGUCGCGGCCGCGGUGUCGCGGUCCGACGCGGAGCGCGGCGGCGAGUGCGACGACGGCUUGUGCGACGGCGGGCCCUACGCCGCCGGCGGGCUGACCUGGUCCCUGACGCUGGCGACGCUGGACGACAACGCGAGCCCGCGGGGGCCGACGGACGGCGACGCGCUCGCGGACCCGGCCGACCCGUGCCCGGAGCUCGCGGCGGACGGCGCGGGCCUCAGCGGCAUCAACGCGUCCGUGCAGGCGUCCCAGAGCCUCGGCGAGAGCCACCGGGACCACCUGCGGUCCCUCAACGGCACGGCGCCGGCCUGCGAGUCGUCGUUCUCCCUGGCGUUCGGCGGCGCGGGCGCGGCGCACGGCGGCCUCGGCGGGAGCCCCGUGCCGGGCCAGGCGAUCCACGGCACGGACGGCGCCGGCGCCGUCGGCCGCGACGCCGCGGCGUUGUUACCGGACGUGUCGGAGCGGGCGAAGAUCGGCGUCGCCGGCGGGAAGCGGCGCGUCGUCGCGUACCGCGCGCCCGCGACGAUGGCGCCGCGCCACCUGAGCGCGGCGGACUACGCGGCCUGGCGCGGCGCCGGGCCCGACGCGCUCGACGGCGCGAACUUGACCGUGGGCAACGGCACGGCGCUCUUCCUCUCGGGCGACGGCGGCACCGUCGGCGGCGUCGGCGAGACGUACGGGUCGCGCGACUUCGGCGGCCCGGGCGGCCAGCUCCUCGGCGGCAGCGGCGGCGCGCUCGGCGUGAGCCACCCCUUCGUCUACGAGCGGCUCGAGCCCACGGACUGGGCCGGGCCCGACGGCGCGGACGCGAACUGGAGCGACUACGGCGCGCGGUUCAAAGCGCACGAGGACGUCUACCGGUCGGAGGCGCGCGACGCCCAGCGCGCGUCGCUCGUCGGCCGCGGCGGCGCCGGCGGCGGCGCCAUCGAGAUCGUCGCCGUCAACGACCUGCACCUCGGGGCGAACUGCCGCGUGUCCGUCGACGGCGCGGACGGCCGGUCCGCGCAUUUGAGCGGCGGCGGCGGCGGCAGCGGCGGCAGCGUGCUGCUGAGCGCCGGCGGCGUGCUGACGCUCGAGGGCGACGUGAGCGCGCGGGGCGGCGCGGGCGGGCCGGCCCAGGCCGGCGGCGGCGGCGGCGGCGGAGGGCGGGUGGCGGUCUACGGCCGGUCGCUGUCGACGCGCGAGGCCUGGGGCGGCCUCGAGCCGCGGCUCGACGUCGCCGGCGGCGCCUGCCGCGAGUGGGACGCGGCGACGCAGUCCGUGCGCGCGGGCUGCGGCGGCAGGCCGCGGAACCGGGCCCGGGACGGCCGCGACGGGACGACGUACGUCGAGUCGCGCUUCGAGCUGCGCUACGACGCGUUGAUCGACGACGACGACGACCCCGUCGGCGGCGCCUUCGGGACCAAGGGCGCGCUGCGCGUGCGCGGCCGGUCCCUCGCGGACACGGCGGCGGCGACGGUGCGGGAGAUGCCCGUGCCCUACGACGGGCCCGAGUACGAGCUCGCCGCGCGGAACCGGCCGCCGCGGCUCUCGUUCUUCGUGCGCCGCGACCCCUACAGCCUGCGGGGCCCGGCGAAGCGCGACGCCGGCUCCUGGGGCGCCAUGCUCGUCCUCUACGACGCGAACGCGCACAACGCGUCGCGCCCGGCCGACGAGGACGACGCGGACCCGGCCAAGGUCGGCUUCCCGGACUUCGCGUCGCCGCUCCCGUCCGCGUCGAACCCGCAGGGCGCGAACGCCACGGUGGCCGUCGGCGUGCUGCUCACGGACCGGCUGACGCACGGCUCCGGGUUCCGGGUCUCGCCGGGCGAGCACGAGGACGGCGGCGCGGGGCUGCUCGGCGGCCUGGGCGCGGGCGCGCCGGAGUCGACGCUGCUGCACAAGGCGCGGCUGCGGCGCUGGUACAAGGUCGACGUGUCCCUCGACUGGGACGCGGGCGUCUACGACGUGUGGGUCGACGACGUGCUCCGCGCGGACGACGCGCCGCUCGCCGCGACGGGCGUCACGCGCGUCGGCGCGUACGCGAUCGGCGACGGCGGCGAGGCGCGCUUCGACGAGAUCUACGUCGGGCCGGACCACACGAUGGCCUUCCGCUGCCCGGCGACGACGCGGCGGGGCGUCGAGUUCGAGACGCCGCGGCCCGAGAUUUUGGGCUGGGGCGUCGAGGAUCUGGGCGACCGGACGACCCUGGCGGAGAUGCGGCGCCACGACACGCACGUGAGCCGCCGCGAGCUCUACCAGCACUACAACGGCGACCUCGUCGCCUACGACGGCACGGGCCACGUCCAGUACCGCUCCGACGUCGUCCAGCGCUUCGACACGGGCGACCUGCGGGGCGGCGCGGGCGCGGUGAACGCGGGCGCGCUGCUGACGCUCGCGGGGGGCGUCGCCGCGGGCGGCGGGCCGAGCCGUUUAGUGGUCGACGCGGCGCGGUCGCCCGUGUCCGACGACGGCGCGUGGACGCUGGACCACGCGGACGCGGAGUUCGACCUGGGCAACUUCCCGGGCAACUACGGCAACUUCCCCCGGAGCGAGUUCGACGCCGACGCGCCCCAGCGGCUCGACGGCUUCGCCGAGUGGGAGAUCAACGCGCACUGGUACGGCGGCGAGUUCCCGCGCGGCCGGCCGACGCCGACGCACUUCUGGUACGGCGAGCACGACGCGCCGCACGGCCCGCUCAACGACGGCGACGCGGCGCCGGACUGGCUCGCGGGCGGCGUCGGCGCGUGCUCGACGGACGAUCUCGUGACGUGGAAAAGGGAAGGGAUCGCGCUGCACUACGCGAACCUGUCGGACAUGGUCCGGAGCCGCGACGACUGGCUCCCGGGCUGCGACGGCUACGCGACGAUCCACGGCACGGCCGCGGGCUACGGCUGCGUCGGGUCGCGGGGCCUCCACGCGACGCGGCCGCGCGUGCUCCUCGCGGAUCUGCGGACCAUGCCCGACUCGCUGAACCCGCGGCCGCGGUCGCGGCCCGACGCGCCGGACGCGGCGACGGGCCAGGGCUUCGUCAUGUGGAUGGGCGUCGACAACGCGACGCGGGGCCUGGCGUUGGCGGGCGUCGCGUCGGCGGCGCACGCGGGCGGGCCCUUCGCGUUCCGGCGGAGCCUGUACCCGGACGGCAACGAGACGCGCGACCAGGCCGUCUGGGCCAUCGGCGGCGGCGCGCCGGAUUUGGCGUCGAACCCCUACUCGACGGCGCUCCUCGGGCGCACCUACUUCGCCGACGUCGAGCAUCUGCUGCCGUCGCCCCAGAUGCAACCCAUCUGGGAGAUGGUCAAGGACCCCGAGGGCCGCACGGACUUUGGGCUGAGCUACCACCGGGGCAUCUACCAGCGCGAGUACGACGACUACCACGACAUCUACCUCCAGCGCUGGCGCCUCGAGGACAAGCCCUGGGAGGUCUACUGCGUGAACCGCUACAACACCUCGAACAACUACAGCCUGCCGCGCGGCCAGUCGAGCGGCGCGAACUUCGCGCUCUGCCCGGACCCCGACUUCUACAAGAUCGUGUUGGGCCAGGGCUACGACGACAUCGAGAAGGAGGCCGUGGGCAUCACGUCGCGGUUCAAGGACCCCCACGCCGCGAACAACUCGUACUGGCUCCCGGACAGCGUGCCCGCGGUCAAGGCGCAGCCCUGGAACCGCAACUACGUCGACGGCUCCUGCGGCAUCCGCGCGAACGACGAGGACUACGCGCUCAACGACCCGGAGAUCCCGAACCGGGACCAGGUCGACCGGGGCAACUGCUCGAACAUCGAGGACAACCCCAUGCACCCGACGAUGCCCGACGAGCUCGUCGGCGAGCUCUACAUCGUCGAGACGCGGCGCGCCAAGUACGUCGCCGUGUCGACGCUCACGCCCGAUUUGCUGGAUACGACGGGCGCGCUCGACGCCUUCGAGGGCGAGCUCGAGGACAUGGAUCUGGACGGGCUCAUGCAGUCCUACGGCCAGUUCGACUGGUCCAUUUUGGGCAACGGCGACCCCAAGGCGACGACGUUCCAGCAGCCCAUCGAGGCGCCGGACGUCUUCAACCUCAAGCCGCGGCUCAAAUCGGCGACGCGGUUCCACCAGUAUCAGACGCACUACAACGACCGCGCGUUCUACUCGCUGUCCUGCGUCUACGACGGCACGUGCCCGGUCCAGUUCGAGGACCAGCUCAUCGACCCGGAGGUCGACGCGACGGCCGACGACCCGACCAUCGACUGGGCGACGAGCACGACGAACUACCACCCGGACGAGCCGCCGGCCUGGACCGUCAAUCCCGAGAGCAGCUGGUCCACGGACCAGUGGCGCCGCGCGCUCUUCGGCGGGGGGGGCGGCGCGCCGGCCUCCGGCGCGCCGCCGGCCUUCGGCGCGCCGCCGCUCGACGACGACCCCUGGGCCGCCGCGCGGGCCGCGCGCGACGCGACCUGGGACGCCGCGGCCUCGGGCUACUCCUGGGGCGACGACGGCGGCGGCGGCGGCUCGGGCAAGGACCCCUGGGCCCACAUCCGGAGACGGCAGGAGAAGGCCAACGUCGAGGAAGAGAGGAGAAAGAACGAGAAGAAGGCGAAGAAGCCCAAGAAGAAGCCGGCGAAGGCGCCGCCGCCACCCGCGCCGCCGCCGGCGCCCGCCGCGCAGCCGGAGCCCGCGCUGUCGCCCGAGGACGAGAAGAUGUUCGCGCACCUGAUGGGCGACCCCGCCUGCGAGUCGUUCGUCGGCGACCUCCGGCGCGGCGUCCGCUCCGGCGACCUCUCCAAGGCCGACUUCCUGCGCGCGGCCGCGAGGCGCAUCGCCGAGGUGCGCCGGCAGAUGGCCGCGCCGCCGCCGCCGCUGCCGGCGCGCCUCGCCGUCGACACGCCCGCGCGCGUCGCCGUCGUCGCGAAGCGGCCGCUCGGCGAGGGCGCGAUCGCCUCCGAGGCGACGGUCGCGGCGCUCGGUGGCCUGCUCUCGGGCCCGGCCUCGACGGACGAGUGCCGCGCGCUCUGGCCCAUCCGCGGCCUCCCGCGGGACCCCGUCGCGUCCGUGACGGUCGUCGACAACGCGCUCUGCCUCGGGUUUGAGACGGAUGCGGACGCGGAGAUCUGGUGCUGGAAGAUGAACUACGAGGUCUUCGGCAACGAGGCCGCGGGCAUGCUCCACACGAAGAACAUGGGCUACAACCUCUUCCGCGUGCCCGCGACGCUGUCGCACCUCCUCCAGCACGUCGCCAACGGCGUCGUCGUCGGGGAGGGCGGCGACCUGCGGCUCGCGCCGGGCGAGGCGGACAAGGUCGGCCGCUACGAGCCGGGCCGCGGCAGCUGGGAGCCCCUGUCCCGGUGGCUCGAGCGCACCGUCGACCGGCUCCGCGGCGUCGACGACUCGCCGGGCAUGGCCGUCGAGGAGGAGGUGAGCCUCCUGCGGCUCCUGGGGCUCACGUCCUUCAUGUUCGCUACGGGCCUGCUGCUGAGCACCUACGGCAUGAUCACGCUGGCGCUCGAGUCGACGCGCCUCGCGCCGGAGAACUCGUCCUUCGCGCUCGCGGGCUUCCUCGCCAUGGCGGGCUUCUCCCAGCUCGUGUGCCCGCUCGCGGGCUACCUCAGCGACCGCCACGAGUCGCGGCUCGGGCGCCGCGUGCCCUUCGUCGCCGGGGGCGCGUCGAUCCUCGUGCUCGGCCUGGGCCUGCAGUGGGUGUCGCGGAGCGGCCAGCUGCCGGGCGUCGCCUUCGACGACGACGACGACGCGUCCGUCGACGACGACGCGGGCCGCCGCUUCGGCGCGACGCUCGUCUACGGCUGCUCCUUCCUCGCGUCCAUGCUCGCGCUGAACGUCGCCUACACGGCGGCGACGUCCCUCGUGCCGGACCUGGUCCCGCCGCGGCAGACGGGCGUCGCCAACGGGCUCGGCGUGUUCCUGCAGGUGCUCGGCUCGUGCUUCGGCUUCCUCUACUACUUCCUCGUCGACGACCUCGACUCGCUCUACGCGCUCUACGUCGUCGUCGUCGUGCUGUUCACGUCCAUCACGCUGGUCGUCGCCGUGCCCCGGGGGUCGCGGCCGUCGGACAAGGGCCGCGGCGAGCGGCGGCCCUUGCGGGGCGGCGAGGACCCGGAGGCGCCCGCGAAGCCGCCCUUCGACUGGAGCGCGGUCCUCGCCUGCUACUACGUGUCGCCGCGGGACCCGGAGACGCGCGACUUCUUCUACGUCUUCGUGAGCCGCACGCUCUACUACACGGGCGGCUCCGUGCAGGCGUUCCUCGUCUACUACCUCCGGGACCGGCUCGACGACGGCUCGAACGGCGCCGUCGACGCGUGGCUCGAGCCCUACGUGAACACGGCGGACCCGGCGCGGUCCACGUGCGUGCUCGCGCUCGCGGGCUACGUGAGCGGCGUGCUCGCGGCCGUGCCCGCGGGCGCGCUCUCGGACCGGACGGGCCGGAAGCCCGUGGUCGUCUUCGCGUGCGUGCUCAUGUCGCUGUCCAUGGUCGGCCUGGCCGUGUCGACGGCGCCGUCGGCCGUCGUCGCCUGGGGCCUCGUGGGCGGCUUCGGCAACGGGUCCUACCAGGCCGUGGACCUCGCGCUGGCCGUCGACACGCUGCCGGACGCGGCGGAGUCGGCGCGGUUCAUGGGCGUCUGGGGCGUCGGCGCCUUCGUCGGCGUCUGCCUCGGGCCGCUGGUGGGGGCGCCGCUCCUCUACGUCUUCGGCCGCAUCGGCGACCCGCCGCCGCCGGCGAACGGCGCGCUCGGCUACCUCGCGCUCUUCCUCUACGGGUCCCUCGCGAUCUUCGCGUCCGCCGCGGUGCUGCUCCGCUACGUCCGCGGCGCCAAGUGA